AUGAGAAGGAACUCUUUUAUUCGGACCAUUAGCACGUAUACCCGUUACCCGGAUGAGCAGCAAAAACUGUUAUAUCUCGCCUGGUCUGCCGCAUGGCUUCGAAAAGCGGAAGUGGAAGCAGCCCGGGUACAGGGGAUAACCUUAUACGAUCUCAUGCAACGGGCUGCUGCAGCUUUUUUCAAGGUCGUUUGCACCGAGGUUCCAAAUGCAAAGAAGUGGCUGGUGCUCUGCGGAAGCGGGAAUAACGGUGGAGACGGCUUUGAGGUUGCCCGACGAGCCUCCUCCAGGGGAGGAGGCACAUGCGUUACUGUUAUAACUGUGGCCGGUUCCAAACCGCUUCCUCCCGAGGCAGCAGCCGCCUAUGCUGCGUUACAGGAAGAACGUCAAAAACCAGGUGUGGAGAUCGUAAUGAAAGAUGCGCGCACCUGGUUGGAAGAGGGAGCUUCACUCUCCGGUGUGGAUGUAGUUGUGGAUGGCUUGCUAGGUACGGGGAUGGGGGGUGCUCCACGUGGGGAUUACGCAGCGAUAAUCGAUCGUGUGAACGAAUCUGGUAAGCCGUGCUUUGCUAUUGAUAUUCCGUCGGGCUUAGAUGCCGAAACGGGGGACGUGAAGGGCUCAUGUAUACGUGCGGUUCACACCGUCACCUUCAUUGCUGUGAAGCCAGGACUUCUUACAGGGUCUGCACGCAACCAUGUUGGAAAGCUUCACUAUGAUUCCCUAGAUCUCGCUGAUUGGUUGUUGUUACCGGACCAACAGCGUGAUGUAUUUUGCAGGCGACUUGAAAGUUCGCAUCUUUUUCCACUGUUAUCGCGCAGCGAGCCACGAAGGUGUAUUAACAAGGCAAUGAAUGGCAAGUUGUUGGUUGUCGGUGGUGACUCUGGUUUCGGUGGAGCCAUUGCGAUGGCAGCAGAGGCAGCGUUACGAUCUGGCUGUGGUCUCGUUCGAGUUCUUACGCGUGCUGAACAUGCCGCGCCAAUCAUGUGCCGCUGCCCAGAGGUGAUGACUCAGACACUGACGGAGGAAAGUUUGCGGAUGGGACUACAGUGGGCCUCGUGUGUAGCUAUAGGGCCUGGCCUUGGUCAAGGUGCAUGGGGAAUCGAAGCCCUGCGUGUAGUGGAAAUACAUCUCCGGGAGAACAUUAAUGUUCCCUCGGUGUGGGAUGCGGACGCGUUGAAUAUUUUAGCAGCGUUUUCUAGGAAAAGGAAUGAUGGGGAACAACAACCACCGUCUGUACGACUAAAUAACCGUGUCAUAACACCGCACUCUGCUGAGGCCUCCAGACUUCUGGGUUGCACAGUUUCUGAGGUGGAGCAAAAUCGAUAUCGUGCCGCUGAGGAGUUGGUGGCUAGGUACGGUGGGGUCGUUUUGCUCAAAGGGCCUGGAACGGUGCUUCGCAUUGCGGAAGAUGCACGCGUCCCCGUGCCAACGGGGACGGCGGCAGAGCUGCUGUUUCCCGCGUGCGCCGUUGCCGACGUCGGUAACAGCGGCAUGGCCUCUGGAGGCAUGGGAGAUGUUUUGACUGGUAUCAUUGCGGGACUGCUGGCGCAGCAGUUCCCGCUCUGGCAAGCCACCUGUGCGGGGUGCCUUGUGCACGGCACAGCCGCCGAUCUCGCCGCCUCAUCCCAAGGCGGCGAACGUGGGCUUACCGCCACGACACUCUUUAAAUACCUUCCCGUUUGUCUUAAUCCAACACCGGAAGGGUUUCAAGCUUCUCAGUGCUACCUUUAG
Trypanosoma brucei brucei TREU927 is the source of this 1728-nucleotide messenger RNA. RefSeq lists its product as hypothetical. The transcript has a single exon. The record is from RefSeq and is a predicted model, not a curated record. Gene Ontology annotation, biological process: metabolite repair. NCBI's taxonomy places the organism in Eukaryota, Euglenozoa, Kinetoplastea, Trypanosomatida, Trypanosomatidae. Gene Ontology annotation, molecular function: NAD(P)HX epimerase activity; ADP-dependent NAD(P)H-hydrate dehydratase activity. Bases 1 to 1728 code for a protein of 575 amino acids.